Molecule: messenger RNA, 1936 nt
Organism: Otolemur garnettii (small-eared galago)
Lineage: Eukaryota; Metazoa; Chordata; Mammalia; Primates; Galagidae
Gene: SUSD5
Product: sushi domain containing 5
Exons: 5
Coding region: 6-1898 (630 amino acids)
Biological process (GO): cell adhesion; Notch signaling pathway
Molecular function (GO): hyaluronic acid binding
Source: RefSeq, a predicted model, not a curated record
GGACCAUGAUUGCCGAAGGACCUGGCCCGCGUGCCCGGUUGUACAGCCCUGUGUUCGGGGUCUGGGCGGCAACGCUUCUCCUGAUGGGUCUACCGUGCCUCUUGGUGCGGGCGGAUGGGAAGCUGUUUGUGCUGGAGUCUCAGAAUGGCUCUCAGGGUCUGGACCUGGAGGCCGCUCGGCUGUCCUGCAAGAGCAGGGGUGCUCACUUGGUUUCCGCUGAUGAGCUGCGGAAGGUGGUCCAGGAUUGUGCCUUCGCAGUGUGUACCACAGGCUGGCUGGCAGACGGCACCCUUGGGACAACUGUGUGUAGCAAAGGGAGUGGUGAACAGCAAAUCCUAAGAGCUGUCGAUGUGCGAGUUGAAAGCAACCCAGUUCCUGGUGGCAUGUAUAAUGCCCUUUGUAUUAAGGAUGAAGAGAAGCCGUGUGGAGACCCACCUUCGUUUCCCCACACCGUUCUGCAGAGCCGCACUGGCGUGGAGAUGGGGGAUGAGGUGCUGUAUGUGUGCGCCCCCGGCCACAUCACGGGCCAUCGGGAAACCGCCUUCACCUUGCUCUGUAACAGCUGUGGAGAGUGGUAUGGGCUGGUGCAGGCCUGUGGGAAAGAUGAGGCUGAGGCACAUAUUGACUAUGAAGAUAACUUCCCUGAUGACAGAUCCGUGUCAUUCAGAGAGCUCAUGGAGGAUUCCCGGACAGAGGCGGAAGAGGACAGGGGUCAGGAAAAAGGCUCUGAGGAGGCUCCCAAACAGGACCGUCUGCUCUCCAUUUCUCUGGGGAGAGAAGGCAUAGCUCAGGGUAAAGCCUUCAUGCUGACCACAGGUUUGCCCGGUGCCAGCAGCAGCAGCCCCGCAGACUUGCCAGAAUCUCGACUGAACCAGAAGUACCUGUUCUGGUUUCCUGCUGAGACCUUCCAUAAGCCUGAGCUGGAAAAGGAGGUAGAUGAUAAUAGCAAAAAGCAGUUUCCUUCUGGAGACAACCACAGUGGCAUAAAAUUUGUCCCAGGUAAACCUGAAACCAAGGUGAUCUAUAGCAGCACUGAUGGCCCCUCGGGGCCCUUUCUGGGCAGGAAUGACAGCAAGGCAGGGGGUACAGCGGUGCGCAGCACCGACGGGUCCUGGUUAGAUGGCUACCCGGUGACAGAUGGCACUGGGAGAAAGACAGAGGCAGAAGAGGAAGAAGAUGGGGACAAGGGGGAUGGUUCAGUAGGACUGGAAGAAACAGUGCCAGUCACCGCUGGUCAGCCCGUUCUCGUGGAAGUUAAGAAGCCCAGGAGUACCACCCUCACACCACACAAGGACAUGGCCUCUAGCUCUGUUCUUCCAUCCCAAAUGCUGGAUGUGGAGGCUUUGGCUCUCAGACCCAUGAAUGUGUCUGAGACUGAGGGUCCCCACACUGUGGAUGGUGACUUGACCAACUACCAGUCAACUGUGCUGUGGAGAUUCACCACAGAGAAGUCUCCCAUGGCCACCCUACCCUAUGAACUCACCAACUCUACCCUGGAGACAUUAACAAGUGCUGUCCAGCAGAUGCCUAACAACAUCCCCUCAACAGUCACGGUGGCCACCCAACCUCCAGCGGAGACCACAGCUCCCGAGGUCCAGGACAGCUUCCCAUACCUGCUGUCUGAAGACUUUUUAGGACAAGAAGGUCCCGGGCCAGGUGCAAAUGAGGAGCUUUUUCCAACCUUGGGGCCAUGUGUGGGGGGCCAAUGUCCCAGCCUCAGUAGAGGCCCCAUGAUUGCCACUGUCGUCACUGUCACUGUCCUGCUGCUGCUCCUAGCAGGUGUCGGGGCAGUGUGGGGUUACCGCAAAUGCCAGCACAAGAGCUCUGUAUACAAGCUGAAUGUUGGCCAGCGGCAGGCUCGGCACUACCACCAGCAGAUUGAGAUGGAGAAGGUCUAGCCACCUACGAGGUGGGCUGUCCCAGAGCCACUGGGAGG